GAGAGUGACGCUACCUCUCCUAUAUCUACCUUGACCGGAACCGGUUCCGCGGGCUGAAGAAUACUAGUCUCGGAACCGCCAGUGCGCCUGGUAUUCAUCAAGCAGUGCGUUGGCGGUUCCGAGACUCAGCUGAUAUUCGGUAUUCAUCAGCCGCUCUCUACCGAUUUCACUCGGGUUCCGCCCGCCCGAGGAACCGAUUCCUUGAAUACUUGAGUUACGGUUCCUGCCCACCAAUAGCUGACAGGUGACGGAUGUAGUACAGAGAGGUGUGUGGUGCCACGUAGAAAUAUAUCACCCUCUAUUGUUAUUUGAAAGGCUUUUUAAUCUUACAUGAAUUACUAUGGCUGAGAUUGUCACUGAAGCCCUCAGUGUAAGUGACAAGUGGCAUCUAAGAAGUGUUGAUCUGAUCUCAACUCUACAACAUCAUCUGAAACCCUAUGAAUCAUGGGUAGUUCAAGCCUCAGUAUUGGGGGACAACAGGGAGGCUUUCACAUUCUUCUUCCCUCUUCUUGCUGGCCUGCAUAAUGAACUAGGAGCACGUACCCUUUGGGCAGCCAUACUUGUAGAGUGGUCCAAUUUGCUGUUGAAAUGGAUGUUUGUUGGGGAUCGGCCUUAUUGGUGGAUUGGUGAAACUUCUUUGUACACUGAUGAAACUCGUCCACAGCUACGAAAGUUUCCCAAUACAUGCGAAGCUGGUCCAGGCACCCCAUCAGGCCACCUCAUGAUGAAUGUAGCUAUGUUUUAUGUGAUCACAAGAGGUAUAUCUUCCGAGUUUAUAUGGAAGUGGAAAAGUAUAAGCAAUUGUAAGAAAACUGUGGUAGUUGCUUCCCUGUACUUCAUCUAUUUCCUGUGGAUAGGAGUGAUUUGUGUCUCAAGGCUUUACAUACAAGCUCAUUUUAUUCAUCAAAACAUCUUAGGAAUAUUUAUGGGACUUCUUGUUGGUAAUUUUGCAUGGAACAGUCCAGGAAUAGUAAGAUAUAGCAAGUUAAAAGCUGUACUCACGGCAGCAUUCCUGAUCACAUCUGCAGUAUCAAUCUAUAUGUUAUUGCUGUCUAAAGGAAUGGAUCCUCUAUGGACUUUGCCUCUUGCUCUGAAGCAUUGUGCACGUGUGGAGUAUGUGAGGAUUGACACGCAGCCCUUUUUCUUGAUGACAAGGUUUACUGGAACAGCUUUAGGACUGGGUUUAGGACUGUCUUCUGAGAAAAGGCUCAUAGUAUUGAAUUCACCAAGGAACAUCAUUCGCACCAUCCUUACCAUGAAAGCUGGAGUCAUCCUUGGGAGGGUAGCAUCACUCAUUCAGGCCAGCUUUCCUGCAGACGACUUGGUGUUGUUCCUGAUCCUGAGUCUCAGCCUCAGCAUUGCCUUGCCAUUCAUUAUUAUUGCUCUACUACCUCACUUCUUACUUACCAUGUAUUAUGGUAGUUAAAAGAUUGCGUUUGGUAAGAUCAUUACAAUGACCUGGUUAAAGAUUCAGUAAUUCAAUUACUUUGAUGAUUAAAAUUAUUGUAUUUUCCAUCAUGAGUUUCUUAUUUAUUUCUACGAAAAAUACUUUUCCCUUUGGGAUACAAGUUACUAGACGAAAAACUAAAUACCAAAGGAAUGGACGAGUUGUGGUGUGUUGGUAAUUGUGACACAAGAGCGUUGAGUAGUAGUCCACUGAGCACAAAAAAACUUUCUAGUGAUAUUCAUUAUAUUAAGUCCUGGAAAAAAAAAAAAAAUUGACUGAAUUAUUAAUUACAAAACAUAACAAUGGAGAUCAUCAAAUGUGUUUAAAUAUUUAGUUAU
This is a messenger RNA of Portunus trituberculatus (swimming crab), 1785 nucleotides long. RefSeq names its product glucose-6-phosphatase 2-like. Gene Ontology annotation, molecular function: glucose-6-phosphatase activity. Bases 341 to 1426 code for a protein of 361 amino acids. Gene Ontology annotation, biological process: gluconeogenesis; glucose 6-phosphate metabolic process. The transcript is spliced from 8 exons. NCBI's taxonomy places the organism in Eukaryota, Metazoa, Arthropoda, Malacostraca, Decapoda, Portunidae. The record is from RefSeq and is a predicted model, not a curated record. Gene Ontology annotation, cellular component: membrane.